AUGUCUGUCCCAUCACCACCACCAUCCCCCGCCUCAGGCCUCAACGUCAUCGCCUUGGUCUCAGGCGGGAAGGACUCGCUCUACUCCAUCCUCCACUGCCUCAAAAACGGCCACCGUGUCGUCGCACUGGCGAAUCUACACCCGGCCAACGCCCGCGGAGCCAACGCCCGCGGAGCCAACAGACGCACUACUCAACCCGGCAACGGCCAUCAACAAGACGAUGACGACGACGGCAACGGCAACGACAAUGAAGAAGAGGGAGAAGAAGAAGAAGAAGAAGAGGAUCUCGACAGCUUCAUGUACCAAACCAUCGGCCACAGCGUAAUCCCGCUCUACGAAGCCGCCCUCGGCAUCCCGCUCUACCGCGCCCCCAUCACAGGCGCCGCGGUUGAUACCGCCCGCAUCUACCGCCACGACGCAGACGACCAGAUGGCCGAAGCCGAAGCCGAGGUCGAGCCACCCAGCGCCUCUGGCCCUGAGUUUGAAGGGAAGGGCGCGGAUAGCGGCUCCUCCGCCGCCGACGAAACCGAGUCCCUGAUCCCGCUGCUCCGCCGCAUCCAGGCCGCGCACCCACACGCCAAUGCUGUCUCCGCGGGCGCCAUCCUGUCCACGUACCAGCGCACGCGCAUCGAGAACGUCGCGGCCCGGCUGGGGCUUACCCCGCUUGCGUGGCUGUGGAUGUAUCCCGAGCUGCCGCCGCCGGUGGAGCGGAUGGGUGUGUCUGCGGCGGUGGCGGAGGCGGGCUUGCUGGAGGAUAUGGCGGCGUGUGGGUGUGAGGCGCGGAUCAUCAAGGUUGCGUCUGGGGGCUUGGAUUGGGGGUUUCUGUGGGGGGAUUUGGCUGGGUUGGAUGGUGGGGUCCGGCGGCGGGUUGUGAAGGGGAUGAGGCGGUUUGCGGCGCCGGGGGAUCUGCGGGGCGCGGUGCUGGGGGAGGGCGGCGAGUACGAGAGUUUGGCGCUGGAUGGGCCGGGUUGGUUGUGGAAGCGGAGGAUUGAGGUUGAGGGGUGGGAGGAGAGGGUUGGGGAGGGAGGGGUUGGAUAUGUGCGGUUGAAGGGGGUGAGGUGUGUGGAUAAGCUCGCGGGUGAGGGAGGAGUGGGUGGGCCGGAGGAGGUGAGGAGGCCGAUGUUGCUCGAUGAGAGGUUUGCUGGUGCGCUGGAGGAGAUCUUGUCUGAGUCUGGGUCUGGAAGCUGCGAAGUGGAAGAGAUGACUGCGACGGCGACGGGACAGGCGCGGUCCAUGAGCCCUGAGGGGACCAGAUGCGAGCCCUACCAGGCAAGAGACGGCGGACUAUGGCACGUCUCCAACAUUACAGCGCCCGAGGCUGGUCCUGGGGCCGCCGAGCAGAUGGGGGGGAUUGUUCGGAAGAUCGAGACGAUUCUGCGUUCUUGCGUUGAGGGCCCUCGCUCCACAGAGGAUAUUGUCUUUACGACAGUGCUGCUUCGCUCCAUGGCUGAUUUCGCAUCAAUGAACACCACCUACGUAUCGCUCUUCAAGAAGCCCAACCCCCCUGCCAGGGCCACAGUGGCUUGCGGCGAUAAAAUCCCCGAGGGCGUGCACGUCAUGGUCUCACUUACGGUUGACCUGGGACCCCGAGAGUCGCGGCAAGGUCUACACGUCCAGUCUCGGUCGUACUGGGCGCCAGCCAAUAUCGGGCCGUAUUCGCAGGCCAUGUCGGUGCCCAUGCGGGGAGCGGAGCGGGUGGUAUACAUUGCAGGACAGAUCCCUUUGGACCCGGCUUCUAUGGAAAUCGUCCGUGAUCAAACAACCCCGGAGAGGCAAAUGUGGCCCUCGGACUACUCGUUACGGGCUGUGUUGUCUCUACAGCAUUUAUGGAGGAUUGGCGCCGCUUUGCAAGUUGACUGGUGGCUUGGAGCAGUGGCAUUCUUGACAGGGACAGGGAACAUGGAUGCUAAAGCCCGAGUGGCCUGGCGUCUCUGGGAAACAAUUCACAAACAAAAAGACAGCGAAGACGAAGAAGAGGAGUCUGCGCUGGAUGCGUGGGAUAUCAAGUACGGACGCAUGGCACAUGAGCAGACCACCAGCGAGACAGCUGCACCCCUGCCCAAUUUCAACGUACUGCAAUCAGAUGCAGCGAUUCCUCCCUUUCUGGCUGUCAAAGUCAAAGAAUUACCUCGAGGCAGUGAUAUUGAGUGGCAAGGCUUGGGCUACUGUUGCACCGGCCUGACCAUAUCUGUUGAAGACACGGACUACGGGCGCAGGAUCGAUACAGUCACAGAUGAGAAGCUGCGCUACACGUGCGUCGAGAUCGAGAAAGCGAUAGACCCAAAGAUCGACCUGCAGUUUACUUUGCGACAAAUCCUCGCUGCGCAGAUGGAAAAUCCAGGCUCUGCUCAUGCGAUUAUCUAUGCCACCACCGCAUUACCUGUAGAUUCUUGGCCGGGGCAGAUCGUCCCCUGCGAGUCCGUAUGGGGCCAGAAGGGACGGAGGCUUGCAGCUGGUAUCAUUUUCCAGAACUCUUCGGUAUAG
Messenger RNA from Aspergillus clavatus NRRL 1, 2484 nucleotides. RefSeq names its product diphthine--ammonia ligase family protein. Gene Ontology annotation, biological process: protein histidyl modification to diphthamide. Bases 1 to 2484 code for a protein of 827 amino acids. The record is from RefSeq and is a predicted model, not a curated record. Gene Ontology annotation, molecular function: diphthine-ammonia ligase activity. NCBI's taxonomy places the organism in Eukaryota, Fungi, Ascomycota, Eurotiomycetes, Eurotiales, Aspergillaceae. The transcript has a single exon.